AUGGACGAAACCGAGUGCCACUAUGCAGAUUAUGCUUGGGAUUCGACUGCGGACUCGGGCGAAGAUCAGAAUGACCACCCGAUGGAUGGCGAGUUCGGCGGCCUGUGCCCAGAGGCUAUCGAGUCGGCAGACCUAUUCCAGCAUCCUCAGAACGAUCGAUCUUCAUAUCCGGUGAUCGUGGCAGCAGACCUAUUCCAGCAUCCUCAGUCAUACCAAUCUUCCUGCCCGACAACGCCUGCAAGCAGCACGUUCUCCGGUUCGACAAUAUCUCCUCAGGUCGUUGUCAAUGGCGUUCCUCACACCGCCGGCGAGGUUCGACUCAUGGCAGAGUUACUCACCCAGGCUCGACAAAACAGCGAAUUGCCGCCUUCAAAAUACCCAAGCUCAAAUGCCGUUUCCAUCGUCGAGGACUGGAAUAAGCUGAGAGCCCUCCGAGAAGCACGUGGAGACCCAGCACUUGCGCCGCCCGAAGCUUACCUCAACCUGCGAGUCACCAUCGCCCAAGAUAUGCGAGAUCGUGACGUCAGGCUGGAGCAGGAAGCCGAGGACCAGAGAGGGAAUCAUUUCGUGAACUCUGCGUUAGCAGUGAUCCAGGAUCGAGGUCGACUCGCCGAGAUCGUUCAAAGCGCCGUUUCCAAAGUUGACGGCCAUGGGGCCAACAAUGUCCCCGAGGUUGAUAUUCGUGCUGUCUCCGAACACCUCCAAGCCAUAGUAGAGAACACCAUGCUUGACUCAUCCUCCCAACUGCGUUCUAAUAUCAGCCGCAUGGAUGGCCAAAUCGACGCCCUCAAAGCCCAGAUCGAUGUCUUGACCGGCGCAGCCAACGGACAAUUGGGAACCCUGGCCGUCGCUGCCAAUACGAUUCCUGGCACUGCCCAUGGACAUAUUUAUGAUGCCAUGCGGCACGCACUUAGAGACGUUAUGGCCGAGGCUCUUCGGACAGUCGAAUUUUCUGCGCAAGCUUCCCGAUCUCGGCACCCCUUCCCCGCCUUAGCUCAAACCCCCUUUCAAGAUCGACCGAGUGUAGGACCCCAUCAUACACAGGGCGGCGCUUUAGGACUGGUUGCCCUGCAUAAAGACAAAGUUACUCCGGCAAUAAGGACUCGGAAGCCACGAGGCCAUCGGCCUACGCGCCUGAAGGAAUAUAUGGGGAAGCUGUUCACCAAGAAGGAAACCGAGGAUUUGCCCUGA
Phialemonium atrogriseum is the source of this 1191-nucleotide messenger RNA. RefSeq lists its product as uncharacterized. The coding region runs from base 1 to 1191 and encodes 396 amino acids. The record is from RefSeq and is a predicted model, not a curated record. Lineage: Eukaryota; Fungi; Ascomycota; Sordariomycetes; Cephalothecales; Cephalothecaceae. The transcript has a single exon.